Poecilia reticulata (guppy) is the source of this 3409-nucleotide messenger RNA. The record is from RefSeq and is a predicted model, not a curated record. NCBI's taxonomy places the organism in Eukaryota, Metazoa, Chordata, Actinopteri, Cyprinodontiformes, Poeciliidae.
GAUUUACUUGCAGUUAUAUUGUGUUGUUUAAGUKUUCCCUUUAUUUUUUUGAGCAGUAUAUUUAUGUGACAUAUAAAAUGUCCUAGAUGAAUAACAAAUAACCGGAGAGGUUAUUAUGGUGUCAGGACCGCAGCUAGCUAGCUGGGUUGUCCACUUCCGGUUGUCCACUUCCGGUUCUCUAAUUCAGGGGAGACAAACUUCCAUACUACACUCUCUAACGGCUAUUCAAGAAACUUUAGUUAUUAGCAUUUAAUAAAAAACAGCAACAACAAUCAGAGGCGCUGCUCUGCUUUAGUCUAACCUGAAUUAAAACCUGCAAGCUGGUGUUGGAAUAAACCAAUGUUAACUGGUUUAACUGGUCUAACUGGUUUAACUGGUCUAACUAGUCUAACUGGUUUAACUGGUUUAACUGGUUUAACUGGUCUAACUGGUUUAACUGGUCUAACUGGUUUAACUGGUAUGGAACGAUGUGUGUCCCAAAAUGUGCAAACAAAAUAAAUAGGAAAAAAUCCUAAUAAGGUCAAAUACAUGACCGCGGCUUAUGGCUCAGAAAUAAACCCCAAUACUGGGUCGAUUCUGGAGGGAAACCCAGUGGGUCAGAACCGGGUCAAAGGCACUGCUACUGAAUACAUGGACAACAUAAAAAAUAUUCUAAUGUUUAUGAAACAGAAAUAAUGUUAUUCCCGAACAGAACCGGGAGAACGUUCUCUGACUGUCGGAACUUACGGAACUGUCGGAUCAACGGUUCAGAAGUGAACCGUACGGAUCGGACCUGGACGGUUCGGAACCGAACCGAGCGGUUCUGGUCUCAAACUGAUCAUCAGAACUUUAGAGAUUAAAUCAAAUGAGAUCUAAAAGACGAGAUUUAAAGUAAAAACCCUGGACGUCGGUGGGGGACAGACAGCUGGACGUGGACCACCGGUGGGGGACAGACAGCUGGAUGUGGACCAGAGCCCCAGGUUUCUCCGCUGGGCCUCCAGAUGGCGGCCCGAGGAGCGGCGGGCUCCGGGAGGAGCGAGCCGUCCAGGUGGAGCGGGAAAACACGGAGGCUCCGCCCACUGGGGGAGGAGGGGCGGGGCUAAAAGUGGAUUGUGAAACAAAGACCGAGAAACACAGGAAGAGGUCUCACUCUGCUGGUUUUUCUCGUUUGUCUUUUAAUCCCGAGUUUAAACGGGAUCUACAUUCUUAGUAACUCCAAAGAAAGAUGGUUAAUGAGCUGAACUUAUGGAGCCAUUUCCAGUCAUUAUGACCAACAAUUGAUCCCAGUUGGAACAAUUGAUCCCAUUAGAAGCGUCUAUGUUGGACAUCCAACCGUCUCUACUGCACACAUUUCUGCUUAUAUACGAUCAAAUCUACAACCUUGAUGGUAAUAAAUGCUUAUUUUGUGGAAAGAACAUAGAAACAAUAAAUUGUGUUUUCUACAAAGCUAAAAAAAACAAAAACCCAUCAAAUAUCUUUGAAAUAAGGUGGAUCAAACCAAACAUAAAACUUCCUGAAUCUGUGUAUAGAUAUAACAAUAUCUGGUUAUUAUAGAAAAACCAAACUCAGUGGUAAUCUUAUGAUCCAACAUUUUGUCUGGUGAAAUUCUUUAUUCGCCAGCAGAAGCGCUAGCUCUGCUCUUUAACAUCUUAUCUUCCUGUGGCCCAUACAGACGCUGACAGAGCAGCUGGCGUGUUGGACAGGAAAUCAGCAUUUACCUUUAAAAGCAGGUGAUCAGAUGCUGGUGACUCGCAGGAAUCGACCUGCUGCUGUUUCAGUUUUGCUUCAGUUCGUUUUGGAUUAUUGUUGAUGGAAAGUUGUUUUUGUUUUGUUAGGAAAGGAGAGUUUCUAUUGUCCGGCCCUCUGGCUAGUUUUAAACAGGGACCAUGGCUGUUUUAUUUAGAGCAGCGUUUCUCCCCCCUGGUCCUCAGGCCCCCUGUCCUGCAGGUGUUUCCCUUCUGCCACACCUGGAUUGUAUCUCUGGGUGAUUAUCAGGCGCCUGCAGCACCUGAUGGAUCAGCGGUUCUGGAGCAGAGGCUCAUCUAGAACAUGCACAGCAGGGGGCCUGAGGACCAGGGGGGGAAACUGAUCUAGAUUGAGACCAGUGGAAGUUUUUAUUUUAUUUUCUUUGCUGUUUUCACCAGGAUUUGUGUGUUUUUGUUGGGGAACUUUUAGGUCAGGGUCCAAAGUGGGUCCAGGAGGCAUCCUGCAUGUUUUAGUUCUCUUCCUAGUGAUAAUAAUAACCUCCUCAGCAGGUCAAAGGUCAUUGUUCCCUUUAGGCUUCAUAACGAGCCUCAUUUGAUCCAGGUGUGUUAAACCAGGGAGAGAAUAAAACAUGCAGGAGCCUCCAGGACCCACUUUGGACCCAGACUAAGGUUUAUUUAUUUAUAUUUUCCUUAUUAUUCCUCCCCUAACAGUCUAAUUUAAUUUAAUUAGGUUUUAACUAUUUUUCAGCUUUAAGGUUCCCAGGAUCAGCAAAGACUUUUAAUGUGGUCAUUUCUGUACAAUAAAAUAAAUGGACUACAUUUAAACUCUGUAAUCUGUUAAUCUUUUUACAAACUUACCUGUGUGGUCUGGUAAAAAGGAGGAUCUAAGGUUAAAGCUUCAUUCUAAAACACGUAUUUCUUCUUUCUGGUGUUUUUACUUCACGUUCAUUAAAUGAUGUAAACUCUUAUUUAUAGAUUUGCACAUUGCCAUACUAGUUUGGAAAUGUUUUGGUAAAUAAAGUUAAAAAAUAAAAUGUGGGAUCAAAUCCUGAGCGUAAAGGAGAUGUUGAUGAGGUCAGAGGUCAAACCGGGUUAGAACCCGACCGGAACCGCAGCUGGAAGUCAUCUGACCGUCAUCUGCUCAGAGUGACUCAUCUCCUCUAAGAGCAGCUGUGACUCUGUGCGUCAUGACGUCAGCGGCAGCGCGUCAACCGGCCUUUCACAAUAAAGCGCCUGUCUGUCAGAUGUUCAGGGUUUCGGGUCCGGACGAACUUCCAGCGCGGUUCCGAGUCCAGAAUGUCGACGACGUCUCAGAAACACCGCAACUUUGUAUCGGAGCCAAUGGCGGACAAGCCGGUCAUGGCGCUGGCCGGGAUCGGAGACAGACUGGGCCACAGCCUGACGGAGCAGGGCUACGAUAAGGCCUACGUGGUUUUGGGUCAGUUCCUGUUGCUGAGGAAAGACACAGAGCUGUUCUGCUAUUGGUUGAAGGACGUCACCGCAGCCAAUAGAAAGCAGGCUGAUGACUGCGCCCAAUGCCUGAAGGACUGGUGCGACGCCUUCCUGUGAGGAGGCCCCGCCCCUUCCGAGGGCCCGCCCCUUCCACGGAGCAGCCCCUCCAGAGGCCCCGCCCCUCCAGUUCCCGCUCUGCGUUGCUUUUCUGAGCUGCCAGAUUUUCUCCUCCUUAUUCUGUAAAUGUUUGUCAUUAAAUCUCUUUGCCCAGA